Molecule: messenger RNA, 339 nt
Organism: Adineta ricciae
Lineage: Eukaryota; Metazoa; Rotifera; Eurotatoria; Adinetida; Adinetidae
Source: the annotation of a GenBank genome assembly
AUGACGAUUCUUAACAAUAAAACUUUCAGUGCCAGUAGUGCAACUGUAUGCUUAACUGGCUCAUCGAAUAUUCUUGCUAGUAAGACCACGGAUAAUUCGAUCAUUGUAGUCGCUGCGUACACGUCUCCCGAGCCAACAAUCGUUGCCGGUAGGAAAGAUAUGUACGGUUCUGCACUCAAUCGGUUCACUGGUCCCAUUGAAAUAGGUAUCGAGAGAAUCGAGAAUCUCUAUAUAGUCGGUUCUCACCAAUCGUAUUCAACUUUUUUUCAUAAUUGGGUACAUCAACAAAGAACGGCACAACAAUUGCUUUGGUGGAAAUGGUAUGGGAACGAGAAAUAA